Molecule: messenger RNA, 4144 nt
Organism: Cyclopterus lumpus (lumpfish)
Lineage: Eukaryota; Metazoa; Chordata; Actinopteri; Perciformes; Cyclopteridae
Product: junction-mediating and -regulatory protein-like
Exons: 10
Coding region: 586-3252 (888 amino acids)
Biological process (GO): 'de novo' actin filament nucleation; positive regulation of apoptotic process; Arp2/3 complex-mediated actin nucleation
Cellular component (GO): nucleus; cytoplasm
Molecular function (GO): actin binding; transcription coactivator activity; Arp2/3 complex binding
Source: RefSeq, a predicted model, not a curated record
CUUGAAGCCCACUAUAUUAUUUUGCGUAUGUGGGCUUCUUGGGCAAACCAUGAAGAAAACAUGGUGAUGUUAUGAGUUUAGAGACGACGUUAACCUUUCAGAAGACAGUGCGAUUGGACAAAUCUCAUCGUCACACGUAUUCAUGCCUCAGCCUGUUGUAUUUUAACAUUGUUUGCGGGAUGGUGCUUUAUGAUGAGAAGUCUGAGCAGAGAGACCCGGAAUAACGGAGCACAGCUGACAGGGUAAACAAACGGUCGCAUGUUAUGUGUCAGAGUUGAGUCUCGUAUGGUGGCAACACGCGAACGGUUGCAGGAGGUUGGGAGAGGCAGACAUCCGAGUUUAAUGCAGGUGGGCCAGAGGUGUAACAUGACAGCGCACUGCUCCAAAUCCAUCCGCUGAAGCGAAGGAGGAUAGCCCUUCAGGCAACAUAUCGGAGACAAGACAUUGUUUGGGAAAGGCUGUUUUAUCGCCGUAGCACAUCACAUUUAGCUGCAUCCAGCUCUCACAGUGCCAGUGGUUUGUCGGCACGAGCAGUGUUGUUGUUGUUGUUGUUGUUGUUGUUGUUGUUGUUGUUCCAUUGCAGACAUGUCCUUUACAAUGGAGGAUAGUGUGGAGUCGGGAUGGGUGGCCGUCCGGACAAAUGCGUUUGAGGAGAGGGAAAAGCAUAAAUUUGUUUUCAUCGUUGCCUGGAAUGAAGUGGAGGGUACAUUUGCCAUUACAUGUCACAACAGGACGGUGCAGAGGAAAAGCUUUGGUAGAGACCCGCCGGCGCAGGCGACUGGCCAGGAUGGGGACAAAACAAAAUGGCCCGAAAGUCCCGUCAGAGAUAAAGUAUCUAAGAGCCCUAGCAAAGGAGCCAAUGAGGCUGAGGUUAAAGGCUGCAGCUCGAAGACCAAGUCCGUCAUAACAACCAAAUCAAAUCCUGUCAAAAUACAAGCGGUGUUUAAAUCUGCAGCAUCUCCCAUUAGUCCCGAUAACGAGGUGUUACAAUCCUUAAGAGGGGACCUCUUGUCCCCCUCACUGGACAGCUUGGACCUGGAGGAACUGGACCUUCUGAGCAGGGAGGACUGCAGCUGGGCCGGACUCUUCUCCUUCCAGGACCUCCGGUCUAUUCACCAGCAGCUGUGCUCGGUCAACUCGGACCUGGAGAGCUGUCUCCCGGUGUUUCCGGAGGAACCAGCCGGUAUGUGGACGGUGCUGUUCGGCCCAGCCGAAGUACCGGAGACCGAGAUGGAUGAGCUUUGCUACAGUUUACAGUUGUACUUAGGCCACGCGCUCGAUACGUGCGGAUGGAAGAUCCUUUCGCAGGUUCUGUUCACGGAAAACGACGACCCAGAUGAGUACUACGAGAGCCUGAGCGAGCUGAGGCAGUCCGGGUACGAAGAGGCGCUCAGCCGUGCAACCAAACAUCUGCAGGAGCUGCUGGAGAAGCACAAGACCACGGACAGCAUGGUGGAGCUGUUGGAGCUGUAUAAGGAGGAAGAUGAGGCCUAUGCAGGACUGCUAGAGGCCUCCACACAGCUAUACCAGUACCUGCUGCAGCCCUUCAGAGACAUGAGGGAACUAGCAAUGCUACGCAGACAGCAGAUCAAGAUUUCCAUGGAGAAUGACUACUUGGGCCCAAGGAGGAUUGAAGCUCUAAAAAAAGAGGACUUUGACUGGCAGAAGAAAGCUCAAGAGGCAGUCCUCAACAUCCAGGAGUUCACUAUAAAAUACUUUGAGAUCACUGCCAGAACCCAGAAAGGGGUGUAUGAGCGUAUGAAGGUGGACCAGCGUAAGUUUGGUAAAUCUUCAUGGACAGUGGCGGUGGAGCGCAUGGAGAGUCUCCGCUACUCUGUUGCCAAGGAAACACUGCAGCUCCAGAGAGCCAAGGAGAUCAGUCUGGAGCAGAGGAAAUGCACACUUCGAGAGGAGAUGCAGAGUCUGUGUAGCAGUAAAGAUGCCAUGGCCCUCUUAGACCACAUGGAGACACAGUACUAUGAGCGCCAGCUCCAACUGUACGACAUCCAGGCUGAGAUACUGCAGUGUGAAGAGCUGCUCUUCACCGCUCAACUAGACAGCAUUCGCAGACAGAUGUCAGAAUUUCAAGAUGAGGUGGUGUACUAUGACACCUUUGAAAGUGCAGAUGACAUAAAAGAGGACAAUGCUGCAGAGAGAGAAGAGCUGCGCAGACUUCAGGUCAGCGCUCGUCAGCUGGAGGCGAGAAGAGGGCGCAUCACUGCCAAGCGCUCCUAUCUGAGGAACAAAAAGGAGAUCUGUGUAUCCAACCAUAUUCAGAAACAGCGGACACGGCAAACCAUCCACAAGGACUCUAUAUCCCACCAGCUGAAAUAUGAAGACGAGGAAGACGAUGACAAAAAGAAUCGCAGAGCUAGUCAGGAGAGGCAGAGAACUCUAGACAGACUACGCACUUUCAAGCAGCGGUACCCAGGUCAGGUGAUUCUGAAGUCCAUUCGACUACGUGUGGCCCACACCAGAAGAAGAGAGCGUGGAAGGAGCAUGGAAAUCAGUAGUGUGAGUGAGAGGGAGGAGCAUGUGGACUGUGUGCAGGCGCAGGGCCACCUGCUGUGUCUCAGUACCAGUGUGCAGACGGACCCCAGCUCCACACUCACCACUCAGCCCGUCACAGUCCUCACAGCAUCCCUUCCUCCUGUGCCUGUGCCCAGUCCUGCAGACUCCUCCUGCUCUCCCUGUUCCUUGUCCUCACUACUGGCAUCUCAGAUAUACCCUCCUCCUCCACCUCCACCUCUCCUGCCAAUUAAGGAAGAGCUUUUGCCCUCAGGGAGCCCAGCCCGGCAUGGGCAGAAGGUUGAGGGGAAAAAAUCAGCAGAUGAAGUCUCCCCUCUUGGUCCAUUUAUCCCUCGAUUCUUUGACAGCAGCCAACUGUUGAAUGCCCGGAUAAAGCUGAGGAAGACUCCAGAGUUUGAUUCCCACAGCAGAAGAGUGAGCUCGCCCAUGGACGAGGUGCUAGCCUCCCUGAAGAGAGGCUGCUUUCAACUGAAGAAGGUCGACCAGCAGCCUCUGCCUCCUUCCACGGAUGACGAUGAAUGCAAUAGCAUCCUGGCUCAGAUCCGAAAGGGGGUCCAACUGAGGCAUGUCCCCAAGAAGGAAAUAAAGGACAAAGGAGAACUCCCGGUCUCCACCGACCCUCUGACCCGGAGCAUCUAUGAGGCGCUGCGCCGCAUAAAGGAAGCCUCACCAGAUUCCGACUCAGACGACGACGGGCUAGCCGCCCAUGACUGGGAAAGCUAGGGUUCAACUCUCAGAACCAACAACUAAUGCAUACACAGAUGCCUGCACCCUCUGGCACUGCACACACUGUACUGUAAUGUACUGUAAAGUGCUGCGUUGUACUGUACUUGCACACACACAGCCCAGUCCCACAUAGUGACUAUGCCAUUGCCCGAGUCAUACUGAAUAUCACUAAUUCACCAAUGGCUCCAAAGGUCUAUGGUCGACCUGUUCAUUUGUUUUUUACACUGCAUUCACCAUCAUGAAGGACAUCAGUCGUGUUUUUAUUUAUACUGUAUGUUUCUGUGGUUUUAUUCCUAUAUUCAGAUUGUGUUGUUGAAGCUCUGCACUGGCAUGUUGUGGCUAUUAACAUUCAGAAACAGCACAUAACACAUUUACAACUGACAGUUAUUUGUGAAACUGAAAACCUCAUGCAAAAAUCUAUUUGUGCUGAGUGUGAGAUAUGUGAUUCAUUUCCCACUAAAACACAAGAGUGAGACUAUAACCCAAAUAUGUAACGGGUAUGGUUAAUAAUUUGGGGUCAUGUGGGAGAUUGAAAAUGAAAUAAAAGAUAAUUUUGAGAUUUAAAACCAUUACACAACCACCUCUGCUGAAGCUCUGUUCUAUUUUUACUCAACCAGUGUAACUGAACCACACUGUAUGCUGCACAGCUGGUUUUGUCCAGUCAAAAGUGGGUGUGUUAGUGUCCAACAGGACAACUGCUUGUCUAAUCUGACACUGCACAAAGACUGUAAAUCCUUUAGUCCGUCACGCCACACUUGUGCCCCUCCUCCCUAUCGUCUUCUUGCGACCUUCACCACCCCUAACUCUCACCAUCCUUCUGGGUGACGGAAAAUAUAUCAACCCAUCUGUUCGACCGCAACAUAUGGCCAGGCUGGUGGGAGAUAUGGAG